Molecule: messenger RNA, 1335 nt
Organism: Carya illinoinensis
Lineage: Eukaryota; Viridiplantae; Streptophyta; Magnoliopsida; Fagales; Juglandaceae
Exons: 3
Coding region: 1-1335 (444 amino acids)
Molecular function (GO): nucleic acid binding; zinc ion binding
Source: RefSeq, a predicted model, not a curated record
AUGACUGCAUUGUCAUGGGAGAGGUUCAAGGAAGAGUUUGACAACAGAUUCUUUCCAGACUCUGUCAAACAACUGAAGGCCCAGGAGUUCGCGUCCUUAACACAAGGUAGUUUGACUGUGGAGCAGCAUGCCGCUAAGUUCAUGGCAUUAGGAAGGUUUGCACCCCACUUGAUUUUAACUCAAAAGAUGCAAGCACAAAAGUUUCAAGCAGGACUUCUACCAAGAAUCCGAAGUCGGGUAGCUUGCCUCAGAAUAGAGAAUCACAAAGAGUUGGUAAAUGUAGCGGCGAUAGUAGAGGCUGAGCAGAAGGAAUUGGCGAUUCAGAAUCUUACCGAUCGAAAGAGAGCCAUGCCAUUUGCUGUCAGUAGUAGUGCUGAGAAAAUGAGGUCUUUUUCUAGUCCGGAGAAAGGUAAGGGAAUAAUGACAGGAGGACAGAAGCCGUCCUUUUAUUCAUCAUGCUCUAAGUGUGGUAAGCGUCAUUCUGGAGAAUGUCAUAGGGGAUAUGGAGUCUGUUAUCGAUGCGGGAAAUCUAGACAUAUGAUUAGAGAUUGUCCCAACACCAUGCAAGGCAGUGGAGCUGGUGAUCGCAAGCCAAAGCCCCAUAUCCCGGCACGCGUGUAUGCAAUAACCCCAGGUGCGUCGCAGUCCUUUAUGUCUGCAGCAUUUGCACAAAUUUAUAGUUUACAGACUGAGCUUUUACCACGACGGGUUGUAGUAUUAAUUCCCAACAAGAAUACAGUAUCUUGUACCCGUUUAGUUAAGGAUUGUCCGUUAGAGCUAGAAGGAAGGACACUGAAGGCUAACUUGUUAGUAUUCGGUCAAAUGGAAUUCGACCUGAUUUUGAGGAUGGACUGGCUUUUCAAGCACUACGCUAAGAUAGAUUGCCGGAAACGAGAGGUUGUGUUUGAACCUCCAACUGAAGACAGGAUGAGUUACGCAAGAACAUCAGUUAAGGCCACCCCACCUUUGAUCUCAGCGUUGCAAGCUAGGAAAUGUAUCGAUGAUGGAGCCUCAGCGUUUCUAUUGAUAACUGUAGAGAAGACAACCAAAACUAUAGGAAUCCAAGAGAUACCUAUGGUUGAAAACUUUCCUGAAGUUUUCGUUGAUGAGUUACCUGGUUUACCACCGGAUAGAGAAGUAGAAUUCCAAAUAGGGUUGGAACCGGCAACAACUCCGACUCACAAGGCGCCAUAUCGUAUGGCCCCUACCGAAUUGAAGGAGCUCAAGCUACAAUUGGAGGAACUUUUGGAGAAGGGUUUUAUCCGUCCCAGUUCUUCGCCAUGGGGAGCACCUGUGUUAUUCAUGAAGAAAAAAUAUGGAUCUAUAAGGGACUGA